Molecule: messenger RNA, 2817 nt
Organism: Closterium sp. NIES-65
Lineage: Eukaryota; Viridiplantae; Streptophyta; Zygnematophyceae; Desmidiales; Closteriaceae
Source: the annotation of a GenBank genome assembly
AUGGCUAGCCCUACAGUUCUCUCGUUCGAUACUGAGGGACGCCUGAUUAAGUUUGAUACCUGGCUCGAUGAUCUGCACCUGUUCCUCCAGCUCACUGCCAGAGAGUAUAUCUCGCUGUACGAUCACGCACUAGGCACAGUCCCUGCUCCUGCUACUACUGCUAUCGUUACUGCUCGCUCGCAGUGGCAGACUCGCGAUGCCCACGCCCGCUUUGCCAUUCGCAACUCCCUGCCAGUCGAUCAGCGUGAGCACUUCGGCCAGUAUCAGACUGCGCAGGCCCUGUACACUGCUGUAGUUGCGCGCUACUCCUCCCCGGCCUCAGCUGCACUAGGCCGUCUCUCCCUUCCCUACCUGUUCCCCGACCUGUCCGCUUUCCAGACAGUCGCUGACCUCAUCACUCACCUCCGUACUAGUGAUGCCCGCUUCCGUGCAGCCAUGCCCGCUGAGUUUCUUGCCUCCAACCCUCCCCCGCUCUGGCUCACUCUCUACCACCUAGUCACCCGCCUCCCUGACACUCUGCGUACAGGGUGUUCCCCCUCCCCCCUCCUCCCCUCUGUCGCCUCUGCUGCUGCUGUCGACCUUCUUGGUGCUGAGCAGGUCGGCUCUGCGUCCGCUCCCAGCGGGCGCCGCAGCGGCAAGGGCAGGGGAGGCAAGGGCGGUGGGGGUGACGGCGGGGGAGGCGGUGGUGGGGGUGGUGGCAGCGGCGGGGGUGGUGGCGGGGCUGGAGGGGCUAGUGGCAGCGGUGGGGGUAGUGGAGGCAGCGGCGACGGCGGUGGCCGGGGUGGGGGCGGUGGUGGUGGCGGCAGUGGACGUGGCGGCGGCAGGGGCGGUGGUGGUCGUGGUGGAGGCGGCGGUGGUGGUCGUGGAGGCUCUAGCACUGGCCAGAGUGCGCAGCACCCUCAGUCCUCCCAGGAGCUUCGUGAGUGGUACUUACAGCACGGGGGUGGGGGGGGUAGCCUUAGCUGCACGUACGUCAUCCGCACUGGUCGCCGCAAGGGACAGACGUGCGGGAGGGCGCACACUGCGCAGCGCUGCUUCUCUCGCCUAGAUGAUGCUUGGCGUGCUCAGUUUCCUGACGCUCCUGAGCUCCCUCAGUGGGCUGAUCUCCUCAAGAAGGAUAUCGAUAUCUAUGCUCUUGAUUUUGAUGUUAUUCUCAAAGCAAUGUAUGCAUUGACUAUUAGUGGAGAGGAGGACCAGUACCUGAGUGUUCCGCCUGACCCAGGCAUCCGCACGAGUGAGGCUGCCGCCCUAGGUACUACUGAGUCCACUGAGGCACUGCACACCUUCACUCUAGACUCAGGCGCUUCGCGCUGUUUCUUUCGUGACCGCACUGCUCUUGAGCCCCUUGCUCGACCAGUCGCUGUCUCGCUCGCUGACCCCUCUGGGGGUCCGGUUAUUGCGACCUCCUCCACCCUCCUUCCUUGUCCUGCUGUCCCGUCGGGCACACUGUCAGGUCUUCAUCUCCCCUCGUUCUCUACGAACUUGGUGGCGGGUUGUGCGCUUCAGGAUGGGGGUGUUCACCAGUUCACCCCUGCCUACGAGCGCGUGACACACUGCACGUGUGCUCGGACGGGCCGUCACCUGGCUACCUUCACUCGGCAGCCGGGGUCGGACCUGUACACACUGACCACUGAGUCCCCUCAGGUAGCGGCGUUUGCGUCUGCGUCUGCGUCAGAACAGCUGUCUGCCCCCUGCUCGUGUCGCUCUCUAGCGCACAAGACUUUCCUCUGGCACCACCGACUUGGUCACCCGUCAGUGCAGCGCCUUCGGGGCAUGCACGCCCGGUACCUUGGUCUCUGGUCCUUCCUCGGUACUCCCUCCCCUCCCUCCCUCCUUGCUCCUCCUUGUCUUCCCUGUGUCGAGGGGCGGCAGCGCGCUGCCCCUCACUCCUCCUCGUUCCCCCCGACGACUGCUCCUUUGCAGACGCUCCACAUGGACGUGUGGGGCCCAGCCCGCGUCCGUGGUCAGGGCCAGGAGAGGUACUUCUUGAUCGUCGUUGACGACUACUCGCGCUACACCACGGUCUUCCCCUUGCGCACCAAGGGUGAAGUCCCUGAUGUCCUGAUCCCUUGGAUCAGCAGAGCACGUCUUCAGCUGCGAGAGCGUUUUCGCUCGGAGUUUCCUGUCUUGCGCUUGCACUCUGACAGAGGUGGCGAGUUCUCCUCCGACCUCUUGGCAGCCUACUGUGCUGAGCACGGCAUUCGCCAGUCGUUCACGCUUCCGGCCUCUCCACAGCAGAAUGGGUUUUACCACCCCGCCUCGCACCGCGUCUUCCCCUCUCAGGACGUCACUUUUGACGAGUCCGUGCCCUUCUACCGCCUCUUCCCCUACCGCACUGCCCCGCUCCCUCCCCCGCCUCUCUUCCUCGCGCCAGACCCGGUUGAGCCUGCCGAGGUAGCUGUCGACUCGCGUCCUGCUAGAGGUGCUGAGCCUGAGCGUGCGGAGCCUGAGCGUGCGGAGCCUGAGCGGGCGGAGCCUGGGGGUGCUGAGCCUGGGGGUGUGAGACUGGGGGUGCUGAGCCUGGGGGUGCUGAGUCUGGAGGUACUGAGACUGGGGGUGCUGAGCCUGGGGGUGCUGGGUCUGAGGGUACUGAGCCUGGCGUUGCUGAGUCUGGGGGUACUGAGCCUGGUUGUGUUGCAGUUGACUGUGAGGCGCCUGGAGGACCUCCCUCUUCGCAGCAGCUCCGUGAGUGGUACUCACGGUACUGUAGCCUCCGGCGGGGUGCGUAUUGGGCUCGUGGUGCUACUGGAGUUGGUACUCGUGUUUCCCCACCACCGGCGGGAGCCGCUCUCUUCCCCACAGCUUCGAGAGUGCUGA